AUGGCGAUGCUGUCAAGAGAAAGAGCAUCCGUCGUGGUGCUGACUUUGUUCCUGUUCAAACUCUCCACCGCACUUGAAAUCCCGCUCUCAGUUCAACAGGUUCCGACAAUUACCAAACAGUCAAAAGUGCAAGUUGCUUUUCCGUUUGAUGAGUAUUUCCAAAUAGAAUGUGAAGCUAAAGGCAAUCCAGAACCAACAUUUAUGUGGACUAAGGAUGACAAAACUUUUGAUCUCUCUGACCCUCGGAUCAUUGUUUCCAAUAAUUCAGGAACAUUCAGAAUCCCAAAUGAAGGGCACAUAUCUCACUUUCAAGGAAAAUACCGUUGCUUUGCUGAAAAUAAACUUGGAAUUGCUAUGUCGGAAGAAAUAGAAUUUAUAGUUCCCAGUGUUCCAAAAUUCCCAAAAGAAAAAAUAGACCCUCUGGAUGUGGAGGAGGGAGACCCGAUUGUUCUCCAGUGCAACCCCCCAAAAGGCCUGCCCCCUUUACACAUUUAUUGGAUGAAUAUUGAGUUAGAACACAUCACCCAAGACAAAAGAGUGUACAUGAGCCAGAAGGGGGAUCUGUACUUUGCGAACGUGGAGGAGAAAGACAGCCGCAAUGAUUACUGCUGCUUUGCUGCCUUUCCAAGAUUAAGGACCAUUGUGCAGAAAAUGCCAAUGAAACUAACCGUUAACAGUUUAAAGCAUGCUAAUGACUCGAGUUCACCCACAGAAAUUGGUUCCAAGGCAAAUUUGAUCAAGCAAAGAAAACCCAGACUGCUGUUGCCUCCUGUGGAGACUUCCAGCUCCGCUGUCAUCAUCCUCAGAGGGGACACCCUGCUGCUCGAGUGUUUUGCUGAAGGCCUGCCAACUCCAGAGAUUGAAUGGAGCAAAGUGGGUGGUGAUUUACCAAAAGGAGAUGAAACUAAAGAUGAUACUGUCAAAAUACUGAAGAUAGAAAACGUCUCCUACCAUGACAAAGGAACAUACCGCUGCACAGCCAGUAAUUUUCUGGGAACAGCUAGUCACGAUUUUCAUGUUAAAGUGGAAGAGCCUCCUCGCUGGACAAAGAAACCCGAGAGUGCUGUGUACAGCACGGGGAGCAGUGGCAUUUUGAGAUGUGAGGCCGAGGGAGAACCCCAGCCCACAAUCAAGUGGAAAGUGAACGGCGCCCCUUAUGAGAAUCAUCCAUUUGCUGGUGAUGUGAUCUUCCCCAGUGAAAUCAGUUUUACCAACGUCCAGCCGAACCACACUGCCGUGUUCCAGUGUGAGGCCUCGAACACGCACGGCACCAUCCUCGCCAAUGCCAACAUCAACGUUGUCGAUGUUCGCCCUCUGAUCCAAACUGCAGACGGGGAAAGCUACGCGGCCGUGGUCGGCUACAGCGCUUUCUUGCACUGCGAGUUCUUUGCGUCACCGGAGGCCAUAGUGACCUGGCAGAAGGUGGAUGAAGUGAAACCCCUUGAGGGCAAACGGUACUUUAUCCAUGAAAAUGGCACAUUUCAGAUCAGCAAGACCACGGAAGAAGAUGCGGGGUCCUACUCUUGUUGGGUAGAAAAUGCGAAAGGAAAAACUGCUCUCACCGCCAACUUGGAUAUUAGAAAUGCUACAAAACUUCGAAUUUCUCCUAAGAAUCCCCGCGUGCCCAGAUCGCAUACACUUGAAUUACACUGUGAGGGCGUGUGUGACCCGUAUUUGAGACACAGUCUGAGGUUGUCUUGGAGCAAGGAUGGAGAUGCCUUUCAAAUCAAUGGCACAGAAGACGGCAGGAUGAUUAUCGACGGCCCCAACCUGACCAUCUGGAACGUCACUCUGGAGGACCAAGGCGUGUACUCCUGCGUGGCUCACACAGCGCUGGACCACACCACGGACAGGAUCCACGUGACGGUGCUGGAUGUUCCGGAUCCACCUGAAAACCUUGUCUUGUCUGAUCGACAGAACAGGAGUGUUCGGCUCACGUGGGAAGCUGGUGAUGACCACAACAGCAACAUUAGCGAGUAUAUUAUAGAAUUUGAAGGAAACAAAGAGGAACCAGGAAGGUGGGAGGAACUGACCCGGGUCCUGGGAAAGGAAACUACAGUGGAACUGUCUUUGGUUCCAUACGUGAGGUACCAAUUCAGGGUCAUCGCUGUGAAUGAGGUCGGGAUGAGCCCACCCAGCUCCCCCUCUGACCACCACGAAACACCGCCAGCAGCUCCUGACAAGAAUCCACAGAACAUAAGAGUUCAAGCUUCUCAACCCAAGGAAAUGAUUAUAAAAUGGGAGCCUCUGAAAUCCAUGGAGCAGAAUGGGCCAGGCCUGGAGUACAGAGUGACCUGGAAGCCACAGGGCGCCCCAGUGGAAUGGGAAGAAGAGACCGUCACAAACCACACCUUGCGGGUGAUGACUCCUACGGUCUAUGCCCCUUAUGAUGUCCAAGUGCAAGCCAUCAACCAACUGGGCUCUGGGCCCGAGCCCCAGUCAGUGACCCUCUAUUCUGGAGAAGACUAUCCUGAUUCAGCCCCAAUGAUUAACCACGUGGACGUGAUAAACAGCACUGUAGUGAGAGUCUCCUGGUCACCAAUUCCCAAGGACAGAGUACAUGGACAUCUAAAAGGAUAUCAGAUCAAUUGGUGGAAAACAAAGAGUCUGUUGGAUGGAAGAACACAUCCCAAAGAAGUAAACACACUAAAGUUUUUAGGACCACGAAACUCUGGAAUGGUUCCUUCCUUAGAUGCAUUUAGUGAAUUUCACUUGACAGUCUUAGCCUACAAUUCCAAAGGAGAAGGUCCGGAGAGUGAGCCUUACGUAUUUCAAACACCAGAAGGAGUACCUGAACAGCCAGCUUUCCUCAAGGUCAUCAAAGUUGAUAAGGACACUGCCACUCUGUCCUGGGGACUUCCCAAGAAACUGAAUGGCAACUUAACUGGCUACCUUCUACAGUACCAGAUAAUAAAUGACACCUCUGAGAUUGGAGAAUUAAAUGACAUCAACAUCACAACCCCAUCUAAGCCCAGCUGGCAUCUCUCAAACCUCAAUGCCACUACCAAAUACAAAUUCUACUUGAGGGCUUGCACAUCAAAGGGCUGCGGAAAACCAGUCACAGAAGAGAGCUCCACGUUGGGAGAAGAGAGUAAAGGUAUCGGGAAGAUAUCAGAAGGAGUAAAUCUUACUCAAAAGACUCACCCAGUAGAGGUGUCUGUACCUGGAGCUGAACAUAUAGUUCACCUGUUGACUAAGAAUUGGGUUGAUAACAAUAGCAUAUUUGAAGAUGUAAUUGAGACAAGAGGGAGAGAAUACGCAGGUUUAUAUGACGACAUCUCCACUCAAGGCUGGUUCAUUGGAUUGAUGUGCGCCAUCGCACUGCUCACCCUCGUCUUGCUAACAGUUUGCUUUGUGAGGAGAAACAAAGGUGGCAAGUAUUCAGUGAAAGAAAAGGAAGAUUUGCAUCCAGAUCCUGAAGUUCAGUCAACAAAAGAUGAAACAUUUGGAGAAUACAGUGACAGUGAUGAAAAGCCACUCAAGGGAAGCCUUCGGUCCCUCAACAGGGACAUGCAAGCCACAGAGAGUGCGGACAGCUUGGUGGAAUAUGGAGAGGGAGACCAUGGACUGUUCAAUGAAGAUGGCUCAUUCAUCGGUGCCUAUGCCGGAUCGAAGGAGAAAGGAUCUGUUGAAAGUAACGGCAGUUCCACAGCAACGUUCCCUCUCCGGGCAUAA
Messenger RNA from Elephantulus edwardii (Cape elephant shrew), 3675 nucleotides. RefSeq names its product cell adhesion molecule L1-like (gene CHL1). The transcript is spliced from 26 exons. Lineage: Eukaryota; Metazoa; Chordata; Mammalia; Macroscelidea; Macroscelididae. The record is from RefSeq and is a predicted model, not a curated record. Gene Ontology annotation, biological process: brain development; cell-cell adhesion. Gene Ontology annotation, molecular function: cell-cell adhesion mediator activity. Bases 1 to 3675 code for a protein of 1224 amino acids.